Messenger RNA from Lymnaea stagnalis (great pond snail), 11164 nucleotides. The record is from the annotation of a GenBank genome assembly. NCBI's taxonomy places the organism in Eukaryota, Metazoa, Mollusca, Gastropoda, Lymnaeidae.
AUGUUUCUAAAGGACCUACAACAUUCCACACGUGGCAGGCGCUUGUGCGAGCCGUCUUGGAUGAACUGGACUGUAAUGUUGCUGUAUGACUUACUUACAUUGUAUGUUCAAAUACCCAGUGCAAAUGCAGGUAAACUUUUUAAGUGACGAAGGGUGAAAUCCUGAGCAUAUCAACAACCUGUGUCAGUGUCAUGAUUUGUCUGACUGCCUACAUUUAGUGACAUGGUGUUGCAUGACCACCAACAUUUUCGUGUCAGUGACAUGAUGGUGCCCGGCUGGCUAAUAACAUCCAGUGUCAGAGUCUCCAUGUGGUGAUGAGUAUAGGGUAAACGUAAUUAGUUUGAGAACUGGUGAAUGGGACAUGGUGAACUUUGGUCCGAUAGGCUUUCCUAGUUAGAGGAAAUUAAGAAUAUAAAUUUAACUUUACAUAAGUUAUAGAAUGUGGUAAACAAUUAUAGCCAUGAUAGAGAAGAUUAGAAGGACCAAUGGAGGACUUGAAAUAGAUAUGGGUACAUUAGUAGGACCAACGGAGGACACGAAGUAUAUAUUAGGGAAAUAAGUAGUACCAACGGAGUACUUGAAGUAGAUAAUAGGGAAAUUAGUAGGACCAACGGGGGACUUGAAGUGGAUAUUAUGGAAAUUAGUAAGACCAAUAAAGGACAUGAAAUAGAUAUUGGGGAAAUUAGUAGGACCAACGGAGGACUUGCAGUAGAUCUUGGGGAAAUUAGUAGGACCAGCGGAGGACUUGAAGUAGAUACUAGGGAAAUUAGUAGGACCAAUGAAGGACAUGAAGUAGAUUUUAGGGAAAUUAGUAGGACCAGCGGAGGACUUGAAGUUCAUGUAUAUGAUUUUGGAUGAUCUGCAUGGCGAAAUAUAUUUGAGGAUGAACUAUUUGCUAUGUUCAAUUGUGUGGGAUUAUCAAGUGGAAAUGUGCUAAAUGAUGUAAAUAGGACGAUACUAUGGAAGUGAGGACUUGAUAUGGGGACUCUGAACAGGAGCGCAUGGGCCCUUUUUGACAGUGGUGUUAAACAUUUGAGCACUCAUCGGAUUUUAUUCAUUUAUAAAGGUAUUUGGACGCCAGCAAGUUCAUCCAAGCCACCCCAACACCCAAGCCAGCUACGCCCCUGAAUCUGAAAGGGUGGAGGAAAGGAUAUUAAUGAAAUUCAUUUGUAUUGAAAUUGUAUAAGAUGGUAAUGGGUAUGAGGUUGAAGAUUCAACACUUUUGAAAUGUUACAUCUGGCAACGUUCAUUAUAACGGGAUAUCUUAACUGAAGUCACACAAAAUUAUUAUUAUUCAUCCUUGUUUUCAUAGAGCUGGUAUCUCAAGCAAGACAAGCACACACUGGCUGGAGUGAUUGGGGUGCUUGGAUGUGUCGAGAUGUGUGUAAGAACAGCUCUUAUGUGAGGAGAAGGUAGGCGUUUGCGUGGGAACCGCUCUUAAGAGAGUAGAAGGUAGCUGUAUAUGUGUGGGAGAUGAGGUACUAUAUCUGAGUGGGAGGGUGAGGUAUUGUGUAUAUGUGUGUGAGGUGAGGUAUUGUGUAUAUGUGUGGGAGGGUGAGGUACUGUGUAUGUGUGUGGGAGGGUGAGGUACUGUGUAUGUGUGUGGGAGGGUGAGGUACUAUGUAUGUGUGUGGGAGGGUGAGGUACUGUGUAUGUGUGUGGGAGGGUGAGGUAUUGUGUAUAUGUGUGGGAGGGUGAGGUACUGUGUAUGUGUGUGGGAGGGUAAGGUACUGUGUAUAUGUGUGGGAGGGUGAGGUAUUGUGUAUGUGUGUGGGAGGGUGAGGUACUGUGUAUGUGUGUGGGAGGGUGAGGUACUGUGUAUAUGUGUGGGAGGGUGAGGUAUUGUGUAUGUGUGUGGGAGGGUGAGGUACUGUGUAUGUGUGUGGGAGGGUGAGGUAUUGUGUAUAUGUGUGGGAGGGUGAGGUAUUGUGUAUGUGUGUGGGAGGGUGAGGUAUUGUGUAUGUGUGUGGGAGGGUGAGGUACUGUGUAUGUGUGUGGGAGGGUGAGGUACUGUGUAUGUGUGUGGGAGGGUGAAUGUGUGGGAGGGUGAGGUAUUGUGUAUGUGUGUGGGAGGGUGAGGUAUUGUGUAUGUGUGUGGGAGGGUGAGGUACUGUGUAUGUGUGUGGGAGGGUGAGGUACUGUGUAUGUGUGUGGGAGGGUGAGGUACUGUGUAUGUGUGUGGGAGGGUGAGGUACUGUGUAUGUGUGUGGGAGGGUGAGGUAUUGUGUAUAUGUGUGGGAGGGUGAGGUAUUGUGUAUGUGUGUGAGAGGGUGAGGUAUUGUGUAUAUGUGUGGGAGGGUGAGGUAUUGUGUAUAUGUGUGGGAGGGUGAGGUACUGUGUAUAUGUGUGGGAGGGUGAGGUACUGUGUAUGUGUGUGGGAGGGUGAGGUACUGUGUAUGUGUGUGGGAGGGUGAGGUAUUGUGUAUGUGUGUGGGAGGGUGAGGUAUUGUGUAUGUGUGUGGGAGGGUGAGGUAUUGUGUAUGUGUGUGGGAGGGUGAGGUAUUGUGUAUGUGUGUGGGAGGGUGAGGUACUGUGUAUGUGUGUGGGAGGGUGAGGUACUGUGUAUGUGUGUGGGAGGGUGAGGUACUGUGUAUGUGUGCGGGAGGGUGAGGUACUGUGUAUAUGUGUGGGAGGGUGAGGUAUUGUGUAUGUGUGUGGGAGGGUGAGUUAUUGUGUAUGUGUGACGGAGGGUGAGGUAUUGUGUAUGUGUGUGGGAGGGUGAGGUACUGUGUAUGUGUGUGGGAGGGUGAGGUAUUGUGUAUGUGUGUGGGAGGGUGAGGUAUUGUGUAUGUGUGUGGGAGGGUGAGGUACUGUGUAUCUGUGUGACAGGGUGAGGUAUUGUGUAUGUGUAUGGUAGCACGUCAUCUUACCAAACUAUUUGGGUUCCGGUGUUUUUUGGAAUACUAUUUAUCUCAGAUAACUUGCAGGGAAAGGUUGCACUAAUAAAGGGAAAAGAAAAUUAACUCUUCUUCUCCGAUAGUUAUACACGUAUCAUGUUUUAUGCCAGUGUUUCUCAAAAGUUUUUGGCCCGUUUUAACAUUUUAUUAAGUUUCAUGGACCGCGUCCCCGUUAUUAAUAUUUAAAAAUUUUUAAAAAUUACUUUUUUUCAAAGUUUUCGUGGAUCACCUUAAAAUAUGCUCGCCCCAGCCCCGGGGCCCAUAAGACCCACGCUCAGAAGCACCGCUUUAAUAUUUUAAGUAUUAACCAUUCCGCACGAUGUAUAAUGGUCAGCUGACUGAUGUCAAAAACCUGUGAUGACUUGAAUAAUUUUUCCUGCGAAAAUAGUUCGUUUCUAAAAAUAGAUGCUUAGGAUAAAAUCCGAGUUCAUUUUGUAUUUGCAGGCAUGUAUACUGCGAUAAAUAUAAAUUAGAGGUUUGCAGACCGCGUUAUCUUAACGUAGCAAGAGUUUACCAGAUAAUAAUAUUUUUAUAAAAACUGAUUUUAAAAGACAGGGGAUGUUCUGACACCCGACAAUGCGGGUAGUCGGCCUUUGGAUAAUCGAUGCCCCGCUGUAGUUGGUGGGCGUGUGUUGACGAAGCAAUGUAUCUAGGGAUAAGCUUCAGAAUACGGACUAAAGUUUGUAAAUAUUUUCCAAAACUGGCAACAAAAAAAAACAAUUCAAAGAUGAAUCAAUGACUUGCUCAUAUACUGCAGGGUUUGUUCAAGUCAGAAUGACUCGAUUUGUGCCGGAAACAAGGAGAUGACCAAACCAGGUCUGUGCGUGACUAACGUAACAUGUCCAGAAGGUAAGUACCACAAGCUAUUUUAAGGUGAGUCAAACAACGAUAUAAUGUAAUGAAAGACAGGACAUGUAAUGACUUUGAAUACCACAAUGACGUCAUCUCAACUUAUUAUUCUUGGUGACUUCCGGUUAGCAACAAGAUGGCGGCCUUUCAAAGUUUUGAAUACCGAUAUUGUACACAAAUCAAGAAGAAACUGUGAAAUGAUUAUCAUAAUUCCAAAAUUCAAUUUCAGGGAAGUCACAGUUGUCUUGAGCUUGAGACUACGCCUUACAGGCAUGUAUAGAAUCAAGCUCUUGAUCAUAUUGUAGUUUUAUAUGUGUUCCUGUUUUCCUUGCGUAGUCGGCCAUCUUAGCUGUCAUCAAAAUCAUUGCUCAUGCAUGCUAAUGAUACGCUUGGCGACACACCCCGGCUUAUGUUCUAACGCGAUCGAUUAUUGUCAAUUAAUGUCAAACGCAUACUCUUGUCUGCUAAUUUGGUGUAUCGACUGAAAGAACUCUCCAUUGGUCGAGGUCUGCCCUAUCAUAGUGGUGGACGGAAAGUUGGUGCACGACGAAAGAAGAAGCGCCUUUAUCGAGCAGGUUGUCGGAAACAGCGUCCACUGAAAAACCACCAUGGCGAAAGCCAUGUCAACAUUAUUGGUUGUGGAGAUCGUCAUGUAAAGCCUUUAAACGAGGCUGUCGGUAACGAUGGAAAUCAGUCACAUACUGUGUCCUCCAUCGCGACCAUUCCCUACGUGUCAAUCCUAAGAGCACGGCCGGUGGCUCAUGAUUUCACACCGCCUCGACGGGGCGUGACGAGAUCAAAUUUAGUUGUUGCGUACUGCCAGCAUGCUGUGAAGCCGCAAUCACGGCAUUUUGGGAGUGCUAUAUUUCAACUCCCAGUCCUGCAGGAAUAAGACGGCCGAGGUGUGUGAUCUUGUCUUGGAGAGCAGGGCCGACAUUGUGUUCAUUACUGAGACGUGGUUUAAACGUGUCGGAGAUUAGGCGAAACUUCAAGAAAUUACACCUCCGGACUACGUCCUUCACUCUUGCCCACGGCAGUCGCGCAGUGGUGGUGGUAUUGCCGUCCUUUACAGGAACUCGCUUAAAAACAGUGUGGCCUUCACAAAAUCGGACGAGUUUGUUUCAUUUGAAAUGUGCAAAAUGCAACUUGAUUACGGUGAACAAGCGAUGACGUUUCUGCGCAUAUACAGGCCACCUCCAAAUAAGCAAAAUAAGUUGAAGAUCUGUCAGUUAACUGUGGAGUUUAUACAACUCCUUGACAUGUACGCCACCCCCAACAACAAUGUCAUCAUAAUCGGCGACAUAAACUGCCAUUUUUACUCCACCACCGACAGCUACGUGAAGACCCUAAAAUCAGCUCUCGACACACACGUAAUGACUCAGAUUGUCAGUGUCCCGAUAAGAGGUCACAUCCUAGAUUGGCUGGUUGUCAGAGAGGACCGGGUAGCUAUGAUCCAAAACCUCAUUAUUGAGGACAAACGUAUUUCUGAUCACUUCCCAGUCACCUUCGACUUUGACUUGAGGAAGCCAGGACGCCUUCUGCGCCCAGUAACAUCCCGUGACCUCCAAAAGAUAGAUCUAGCAAACGUUUAGAUAUGACGUCGCAGCCCUUGGGUGCAGUGAAGAUGAUCCUGCUACAGACUACAACAGUGGCCUCAGAGUUAUUUUAGACAAACAUGCACCACUGUCCACACGGCAAGUUACGGACCGCCCUUCCGCCCCAUGGCUCACGCCCGAAAUUAAGGACGCUAAGCAGAAGCAGCGACGUGCAGAACACCAAUUGCGGAAGUCGGGCUUGACUGUGCACCACCAAAUCUUUGUUGACCACAGGGAACGAACUAAGAAGUUGGUCCUUGCAGCUAGGACUGAGUAUGUUAGUCAUCAGAUUACAGGCAGCGGCUCAAGCAAGGACUUAUUUCGCAUUGUGGGUCAGCUGACCGGUAAAAACAAGACUACAUCUCUGCCAAAUAACAUUGCUGUAGAAGAGCUACCAGACGCUCUAAAUUACUACCUUAUUACAAAAGUUAAGAGGAUCAGGGUGAAACGUGACAAUUGCAUCAAUACUGCUCCAGAAUUCUCACUCUUCAACGGCUCUUCUAUGGGUGAAUUUGUUGAGGUCAGUGAAUUGAAUGUGAGGAAAAUCCUCGCUGAUACCCCAAGAAAGUCAUGUUCGCUUGACCCUCUUCCAGCAGGGCUCUUGUAUGAAUGUCUGGAUGAAAUAGUGCCCAUCAUCACUUAUAUCACAAAUCAGUCCUUAGCUACUGGUAUUGUUCCAUCAUCUUUUAAAGAAGCGAUCGUCACUCCACUAUUAAAGAAAUCAAAUCUUGACCCAAAUGUGAUGGAAAAUUAUCGCCCCAUCUCAAAUCUACCAUUUAUUUAUAAAAUCUUAGAAAAAGUCGUUCUCCGCCAAAUCCUGGAUCACCUCACUCAGUUUGACUUGUUUGAACCAUUCCAGUCAGCAUACAGGGCGCAUCACUCUACUGAGACAGCCUUGUUGUGCGUCGUAAACGACCUUCUGUCGUCUUGUGAUGAGGGCCAGGUAUCCAUUUUGUCUUUACUAUAUUUAUCGGCAGCUUUCGAUACGCUCGUCCACGGCAUACUGCUCAAGCGUCUGCAACAAACGUUUGGUCUCACUGAUACCGUCCUGCGUUGGUUCCGAUCGUAUCUGACUAAUCGGUCCAGUCAGUUAUUUUAAAUGGUUUGACCUCGAAGAAAUCUAAUAUUGAAUUCGGAGUACCCCAGGGCUCGGUCCUAGGUCCGGUGCUUUUCACGAUGUACAUUCAGCCCCUGGGUGCAGAUAUCAGACACUUUGACAUGUUGUAUCACAUGUUCGCGGACGAUACACAACUUCAUCAAUCCGUGAUCCGUUCUCAGUUCCCUCAGCUGCUCAGUAUGCCACAGAAGACAAUGGAGUCGGUUAAGCACUGGAUGGCCAUAAACAAGCUCAAAUUAAAUGAUGAUAAGACUGAGCUGCUCCCCAUCGCCACCGCUCAGAAGCAAAAAUCUGCAAAUAACACGACAUCCAUUGCUCUCUCAGGUGUACGUAUUGAGUUAGCUCAAACAGUGCGGUACCUGGGUGUCUACCUAGAUAGAAGACUAACUUUUGAAAGUCAUAUUAACAUGCUAUGCAAGGCGAUUUUUCUGGAGCUGCGCAGGAUUAGUCACAUCAGGCCCUUCCUAACAAUUGAUGCCACAAAGAGGCUGAUGUCUGCAUUUGUGCUAUCACGCAUGGACUAUUGCAAUGCUGUCAUGGUGGGUCUUCCAGCUACGCUCCUGGAUAAAAUUCAAAUAGCACAGAAUAAUGCGGCUCGCAUUGCUCUCCGCAAACGCAAGUUUGACAAUGCAAAAACACUUCUGAGAGAGUUGCACUGGCUGCCGGUGCGUGCUCGCAUGGAGUACAAAAUUGCAACUUUGUGCUACCGCUGCUUACAUGACUUGGUGCCGUCCUAUCUGAAAGAGCUGCUGACGCCUUAUGUACCCACUAGACGACUCCGCUCAUCCGAUAGUGGUAAACUCUCGACACCACGUGUUUUCCUUGAGACUUACGGAAAGCGCACUUUCACAUUUGCUGGUCCAACAAUUUGGAACGCCCUUCCUGUCGAUCUCAGAAACAACCAGACACUGGAGUCCUUUAAAACCGAUUUAAAGACACAUCUAUUUCACAAACACCUUCUGGGAUGAUUGUCUACCUUAUUUUCCAGUUAAUGCAUAAUGGAUGUGUUGCUUAUGGUUGAAAUGGCUAGAAAGACUUUGCCAUUUUAUGCUUGUAAUUAGUUUUUGUAAUGUUGCCUUUAUUUUAAAUGUGGUAAAUUAUAGAUUUGUUGUUUUUUUGUUGACUUUGUACCGCGCUCCGAGCCUUUGGGGAUGAAGCGUGUGUUUUUGAAAUAAAAUUUAUUAUUAUUAUUAUUAUUAUUGUCUUUUCAAAAUCCGGAGAAUCCAUACUUUGGUUGAAAAAAUACUACCAUAAUGAAACUUUUAUUAGACUGUUGUUGAAAACUUCGAUAGAUUAUCCUAAUUGGAGAAUGAACAUACACAAUGUUGACACACAUUGACAGAUUGUCCAGUUGGAAGGUAUGGAGUUAACUGUUGGGGAGAAUGUGGACAUUGCACUUCAGAAUGCAACAAAUCAACGGGAGAGUGCAGUGUGUGUGAACCUGGAUGGCAGGAACCCAUAACAAGCUGCGAUACAGGUCAGAGGAGGGGUGAGGAGAGGAGUGUAGGAUUGUAGGGUUAGGAGGGUAUGGUGAGGAGGUAGGGUUAGGAGUGUAUGGUGAGGAGGUAGGGAUGGGAGGGUAGGGUGAGGAUGGUAGGGUUAGGAGGGUAUGGUGAGGAGGUAGGGUUAGGAGGGUAGGGUGAGGAUGGUAGGGAUGGGAGGGUAUGGUGAGGAGGUAGAGUUAGGAGGGUAGGUUGAGGAAGUAGGGAUGGGAGCGUAGGGUGAGGAGGUAGGGAUGGAAGGGUAAGGUGAGGAGGUAGGGAUAUGAGGGUAGGGUGAGGAGGUAGGGAUGGGAUUGUAUGGUGAGGAGGGAGGGAUGGGAGGGGAGGGCGAGGAGGGAGGGUGGGAGGGUAGGGCGAGGAGGGAGGGGUAGGAGGGUAGGGUGAGGGGGGAGGGAGGAGGUAGGGUGGGAGGGUAGGGCGAGGAGGUAGGGAUAGGAGGGUAGGGUGAGGAGGUAGGGAUGGGAGGGUAGGGUGAGGAUGGUAGGGAUGGGAGGGUAUGGUGAGGUGGUAGGAAUGGGAGGGUAGGGUGAGGAGGUAGGGAUGGGAUGACAGAGUGUGGAGGAUGGGAACAGGAAGGUGGAUGAGGAGAGUAGAGGUAGGAGGGUUGGGUGGUAGAAAUAGGAUGGUGUAGCAAUGUUUUAAUAUUGACUGUUUAACAUGACAAAUUGUGUUCGGGGUAAAUUAAUAUAGUUUACCUAAAUAUUUAAUAUAUUAAGAUAGUGGUUAGGGGAGGUAAUUAACGGCAUGAACUUUGGGUUUUCUAACCUUUUUUAAAAUAAAUUUUCUUAAAAUUAAAGCUAUUAAAAUUGCCUCUUGCACACUCAAGAUUCAGUUGACAAACUUGGUCACAAUGAACGACGCUUACUAUUAUCAACACAUUUCUGUUUCUAUCCACUAACUUCUGUUCCUAUCCAUUAAUUUCUUUGUCUAUCCACUAAUUUUAUACCUAUUUAAAGAUUUCUGUACCUAUCCACUAAUUUUAUACCUAUUUAAAGAUUUCUGUACCUAUCCACUAAUUUUAUACCUAUUUAAAGAUUUCUGUACCUAUCCACUAUUUCUGUAUCAUCCAAUAAUUUCUGUAACUUUCCACUAUUUCUUUUUUCAUCCACUAACUUCUGCAUCUACUCACUAAUUUAUGUAACUAUUCUCUAGUUUCUGUAUCUAUCCACUAAUAUUUGUAUCCGUCCACUAUUAUCUGUAUAUAUCUUCUUACUUCUGGAUCUAUCGACUUAUUUCUGUGUCAUCCACUAAUUUUGUACCUAUCCACUAUUUCUGUAUCAUCCAGUAAUUUAUGUUUACUCAUUUCUAUAUCUAUUCACCAAUUUAUGUAAUUAUUCUCUAGUUUCUGUAGGCCUAUCUUUUCACUAAUCUAUGUAUUUAACAACUAAUCUCUGUACUGUAUAUAUCUUCUUAAUGAUGUAUGAAUCGACUCAUUUCUGUAUCUAUCCACUAACUGUUUACCUAUCGAUUAAUUUCUGCACCUAUUCACUAAUCUCUGUAUCUAUCAAAUAUUUUCUGUAUCGAUCCCUUUAUUUCUGUAUUUUACGACUCAUUUCUGUAUCUAUCCAAUAAUUUUUUUACCUAUCCACUAAUUUCUGUAGAUUAAAUCCCCUCAGAAUGUCCAAAGUGGUCGUAUGGCAGUAACUGUUCAAAUCUCUGUGAGAUAAAAUGUGGUGGCUUAGAUUGCAUUGAUCGGGUCAAUGGACAGUGUCCAGGUAGGUGAGUUUUGGGAGGGGGGAGGAGGUCACAAGUUAAGGACAAGACCUAGAUUAGACCAUUGUCAAACCAAAUAUAACUUCAUGACUUCAAUCACGAAAUCAAUUAUUAAAGCUGCUUGAUCCAGAUUACCAAUAAAGAGAACCUCUUUAUUGAAAGCUGCUUUAUCCAGAUCACAAACAGAGAGAACACCUUUAUUGAAAGUAUUUCAAAGUUUAGUUUAUUUGUGUAUCUCGAAAUGUCCUUAAAUCUCAAAGCGAAAAGAUGUCGUUGCUUUACUUUAUAGCGCACACAUUUCAAAAAUGUUGACACAUGUUUUUUAUAAGAUGCACACAAAUAUAAUAUAUCCCUAAUCAAAACAGCUAUAAUGAUAAUAUAACGUUAAACUGGCCAUUUUUUCACAGAGAAGGCGGACAUAUUGUCCUACUUACUAGUCCUCAUACUCAUACCGUUCAUAAUUGUCAUCGUGUUCCUAGUUGCAAGGUAUGUUCAUAUGAAUGUUGCUAUUUGUUCAUUCCGUGGGUAUCAUAAGCUCAUUUCGUCAUAUGGGUAAUACAUACGUUUAUAUCGUAGAUAAUAUACAUUAAUUUAGUUGGAACUUCAAGUGAUUUUUUUAGUUAUCAUUAAUGAGUAAUAUGAAUUCAUUCAGGUGUACAAUACGCUCAUUUUUAUGGGUACUUUACUUGAAUUAAUUAAUAUUAUAAUGUACAUUUCAUUGGUAAAAUAAUUUCAUGUCGUUCAUUUCACGGGUAAUAAGCCCUAAUUUGAUAGGCUGACCUAAGAAAGGCUGUAUGUUAAUUUUAAAGGCUGACCUAAUAUAGACUGUAUGGUCAUUUUAAAGGCUGACCUAAGAUCGACUAUAUGUUAAUUUUAAAGGCUGACCUAAAAUAGACUGUAUGUUGAUUUGUUUUCCCUCUAUAGCACAGUUAUAAAAACUGUUAUCUUACUUACAGACGAUGUUAUGACACUCACAGUCAGUAACACAAAAACAAAAUAAGUGACAAGACAAAUUAAGUAACAGUUAAGUCAUACGACAAAAUAAUAUAUGUGACAUAACAAUAAGUCAUGUAACACAACAAUAAGUUAUGUGACACAACGAUAUAUCAUGUCAAUUAAUUGUAAGUCAUGAUACACAACGAUAAGGCAUGUGACACAAAAUAAGUCAUGUGACGCAAAAGUAAGUCAUGAACAGAACACCAUAUGACAUAUGUAGACAUGUGAAAAAACAAAUGAUGUGACUGUUCCCGUUAAUCUUUUGUCUUUGACUUCCAGUCCCAGAAAAAGGCAGUCCUACAGGUCAAGUGACUACCUGACCAGGACAGGGAAGAUCAAGAGGUGGAAGAAGCAGCUCCAACACUCCAGGUCUCGCUACGGUCAGCAGGCGCGUGACAUACAUCACGUCACCAAACAGUUGCGUCACGAGGGCGGUAUCAGUCCGAGCAGUGGUCAAUCUGGUGACUGGUCAACCCAGGUUUUGGUCAGCCCAGG